CUGUAACGUCACAAACUGUAACUACUUCUAUUGCUUCUAAUGGAAUCCCCUUGCUCUCUCCCAGACUACAGGACAGGCCCGUGCUUCACCAAGGUCAGUAACCAGAUGUGCCAGGGCCAGGUGAGUGGCAUCGUGUGCACCAAGACCCUGUGCUGUGCCACGGUGGGGCGUGCCUGGGGACACCCCUGCGAGAUGUGUCCGGCCCAGCCCCAGCCAUGCCGUCGAGGCUUCAUCCCCAACAUACGCACCGGAGCCUGCCAGGAUGUUGACGAGUGCCAGGCCAUCCCGGGACUCUGCCAGGGAGGAAAUUGCAUCAACACCGUGGGUUCGUACGAGUGCAAGUGUCCAGCUGGCCACAGGCAGAAAGAGGGCUCCCAGAAGUGCGAGGAUGUGGAUGAGUGUGUCACCAUUUCCCGCAUUUGUGACGGAGGACAGUGUUUCAACUCGGUGGGAAGUUACUCUUGUGUUUGUCCCUCUGGCUACAUCCCAUCUCCUGACAAAACUCGCUGCAUUGACCAGCAGGCAGGCUCGUGUUUCGGGGGUCUGCUGAACGGCCGCUGUGCCCAGGAGCUGCCCGGCCUCUUCAGUAAGGCCACAUGCUGCUGUGACAGUGGACGCUGCUGGGCACGAGGGACCCUGCCUGAAAUAUGCCCCGCCCGACGAUCAGGUGCGCUCGCAACGCUGGACAAAAGCCUGAGCGGAGGGGGCCGCAGGACUCGGCGUGAGCUGAGAUGA
Messenger RNA from Oncorhynchus masou masou (cherry salmon), 735 nucleotides. RefSeq names its product fibrillin-2-like. Lineage: Eukaryota; Metazoa; Chordata; Actinopteri; Salmoniformes; Salmonidae. The coding region runs from base 40 to 735 and encodes 231 amino acids. The record is from RefSeq and is a predicted model, not a curated record. The transcript has 5 exons. Gene Ontology annotation, molecular function: calcium ion binding.